This is a messenger RNA of Cryptotermes secundus, 2940 nucleotides long. RefSeq names its product TATA box-binding protein-like protein 1 (gene Trf2). Gene Ontology annotation, biological process: DNA-templated transcription initiation. The coding region runs from base 357 to 1211 and encodes 284 amino acids. The transcript has 5 exons. The record is from RefSeq and is a predicted model, not a curated record. Lineage: Eukaryota; Metazoa; Arthropoda; Insecta; Blattodea; Kalotermitidae. Gene Ontology annotation, molecular function: general transcription initiation factor activity; DNA binding.
ACGAUCUUCACAGAAGUGAAAACCUGAAAUCCCAUAUUAUAUCGUGAUCUGUCUAUGAGAAGUAGUACACGAUUUUAAUUGCACACUGAAAAUGAAUACAGAUGGUUCUAAUUGGGAUUCCAUUAUAUCUUACCAAUUGGUUUGCUCUCUUCCAACGAUCAUUCUCCAGAGGAGCAUCGUUUGGUUUCCAGUUGUAGAAGGCAGUGAGAGCAGUCGGAAUGAUGGCGGAGGCCUGUGGUGGUAUGGGUGGUUAGAGUUUACCAUUUUUAGUCAAAGUGUAGUGUUUGUUAAUAUUCAUAAGCAUUUUAUGAAGAAACGCACUUUACCCGUGUAAGGAAGUACGCAAGUGUGUUGGUAUGAUGGCCACAGCAAUACAAAAUAAUGGAAUUGAAUCACUAGCAAAUGGCAAUAUUAAUCAUGUUAAAGUGAAUGAAGAACAUGUUGAAUCUAGUGACAUCACUACCAACAGUUCUACUACUGGAGAAAUAUCUUCUGAAGCAGAGUCUCCAGAAAUAGACAUAGUUAUCAACAAUGUGGUCUGCAGCUUUAGUGUUCGAUGUCACCUGAAUCUCAGACAGAUUGCAUUAAAUGGUGCUAAUGUGGAGUACAGAAGAGAGAAUGGGAUGAUCACGAUGAAAUUGAGGAAACCGUACACAACUGCCUCUAUGUGGUCAUCAGGGAAAGUAACAUGUACUGGAGCUACUAGUGAAGAGCAAGCAAAAAUUGCAGCAAGGCGGUUUGCUCGAUGUUUGCAGAAACUUGGCUUUAAAGCACGAUUUACUAAUUUUAGGGUAGUCAAUGUGCUGGGGACGUGUUCCAUGCCCUUUGCAAUCAAAAUUACAGCUUUUUCAGAACGAUACAAAGAAAAUGCAGAUUACGAGCCAGAACUUCACCCUGGUGUGACAUACAAACUGACUCAACCCAAAGCAACUCUUAAAAUCUUCUCAACUGGUAGUGUUACUGUAACAGCACCGAGUGUGGCAGAUGUGCAGGCAGCAAUUGAACACAUAUUUCCUCUAGUCUAUGAAUACAGAAAGGAACGUACGAAAGAGGAUUUAUUGGCAUUGCAGUUACGACGUAAGGGUCAGAAGCGGAAACGCAGUUUUCCACACAUUGAAAUUGAGGACAAUGAUGAUUUUGGGGAAGAUGUGGAAGUUAUGUCUGAUGAUGCUGAAGACGAGAAUUGUGACAGUGAUAAGAGCUGGGAUUGAUGGAUGUAAUGUUGACAUUGUGUCAAGUGUUGGGGUGUGUGUGUCAAAAUGUGUGCAUGGUGUCAAACUGCAAGUAUUGAAAUGAAACAGUUGUUAACUGUGUAUGACUGUAGAAUGUCAGAGUAAUGUGAUGUGAAAAAAAAGUCUCUCAUUAUUUUCCAGCCUGAUUUUCCAAAUAUUCGUGUUUUGUGGUACAAUACUCAUUGCCACUUCAAGGCAAACAUUUUCUCACUGAUUUGUUACUGCGCAUAACAUUAUUUAUUUACAUCGUAAUUUACAUAUAGUCAAGAAUAGAGUUACAUGAAAUCUCUUGCUUUUCUCAUAAUAAUGAUUAUCAGGUCACAACUAGUGUCACUACUGACAUUCUAAAGCAAUGAAUCCAACGUUUUGUAUGUGGUAGACAGUAUUUAGCUAAUAAGGAACAAAAUGGGAUCAAAAGGUUUUUUUGCACUUUUGAAACAGUAAAUGUAAAAUGUUUUUCUGAACUUACGAGACUUGGGCAUUUUCUAUAUACAAUGUAAUGUAUUACCAGCCGUGAAAUCAUGUUAUUCAAUGAACUUUGUGAUACCAUGUAACUGACAUUAGGGCAAUGUCUGUGUAUCUAAUCAGGCUAGAUAGGAACUGUGCAAUUCCUUCCAAAGUAUCCAAAUUUGCUUUAGAAGUAUUAUACAUUUGUUUAGCUGAACGAAUAUAUAGCUCUAGAACCACCUCUAUAAAAUGUGUAAUAUGAGCCAGUUACAUAUAUUUGAAAUGUCACAUAAUAAGUGUUCAACAUAGUUUUAUCAUGGAACUGAUUUUCCACCUUUGUCACUUUGUAACAGUGAAUAUGAAAAUAAGGAAACAGUACUUUCCUCAUGUGCUAAGAAUGCAAUAGAUUGUGACAUAUUGAAACUUGAAUUUCAUUAUGAUUAUUACAUGCAUGCUUGAGCGAAAUCUACAUGGUUUCUUCCAGCUUAUGUUUGUCAUUGCUUCCUUUUCGCAUAUGAUGGUGGAACCAGGGUCAUCAUCCCAGUCUCAAUUCUGGAAGGUGAAAUGUAGUAAAAUAUUUUUAACUAGCAUUAAAAUUAUGUUUCAGAUUCAGAGGGAAACUAAUUUAAUUUUGUGUCUUUAAUCCAGGUGUUUAUACACAUGACUGUGUACCUACUUGCUUCACUUGGGUAUGUGUUGUUUAAGAUUAGUUUUACAUUACUGGAGAUGCAUGUAAGGUACACACUAUUGGGAAAUACUUCUUUUCCUUCCUCCUGUUGAUCCCAGAUUUGGGUACAUCUUCAUUUGAUCAACCAGAAAAAUAUGCAAUUGUAGUUCUGACUGGGAAAUCACACUAAGUGGCACGCUGAUGAGUACUAUCUUCUGAGAUGUGACACUGUGUAGUCUCAUAAAGUUGAACUUCUGCCAGGUUAUGCAGCAUCUUAUCCCAGAAGGCAGUACUCUUCGUGGCCACUGUUGCGAGAACUAAAAAUGUUGCAAGUGAUAUGUUGCUUUUGCUAUUUUAAUAGCAUUCAAUAUUUAUUUAUAAAUAUAAGUAGUAAGUGUUUAAGUUCCAUCAUGUAUGAUUGUCACUAUAUUCACUCAUUUUUGUCAUAGAAUAGUCGAUUUGUGAAGUUUGUAUUAUCUUUGUUCACUGUUCAUUUGAAUAAUAUACACCAUAAUUACAGUACACAGAAUACAGGAUUGUGUCAUGAUUUUGAAAACCUGUCACUAUGUUUGCAAAUAUAGAACUCUUACUUUU